UACUACUCAUUGAAGCAUAUCAUAGCCUAAGUAAAGGGUGAAAUAUCUUUUAGUGAAAAGUAGAUAGAUGUCCAUGAUGCUAGGCCAAGAAGUAAAGGGAUCAAGAUGUCAAGAGUGUGGGAACCAAGCCAAGAAGGGUUGUGCAUACUCAAGGUGCAGAACUUGCUGCAACAACAAAGGUUUUCAGUGCCAAACCCAUGUUAGAAGCACUUGGAUUCCUGUCGAUAGAAGGCGCCACCGAUUAAUGGAGCAUCAACCACCUCCCACAACUAAUAAUCCACACCACCUUCAUGAAGAUAUCCCUCAAAGCCACAACCAGAACCCAUUUACAAUCUAUUUUUCAGGUUUAGAGGAGUUGAAAUUUCCAGAAGCUAUGAGUUCCAUGGCGGUAUUCAGCAGUGUUCGCGUGCGAUCCAUGGAUGACUCGGUUAAUGAAAUGGCCUAUCAAACAUCUGUGAACAUUGGAGGACAUAGAUUUAGUGGGAUUCUUUAUGAUCAAGGCCCUGAACAACAAAGCCUUAAUGCUAGCCCUCUUGAUCAGCAUCAAAAUCUCAAUCUUACCACAAUCCACAGCCAUGAUGGUGCAACUAUGGCUCCACCAUCAUCAUCAGCCACUGCUGCUCAUGAACUUUUUUUUCCUCAGCCGCGCUCAUUAGCUUCCUUCAGGUCUGGUGUGCCAUAUUUUUCACACACAAAACCAUAAUUUCUUUCUGGAUAGUGAAAAGCAUGAAAAUGUAAUAAUCACAUACGUGAAAAGAAUAGCUAGAAGGAACAUUGAUGAUGGAGUUCUUACUAAUUCAGCUAGCACCUCUUGCAGGACAUUGUAAUUCAGUAUACUUCUGAAAUCUUUGUAGAGUUGAUUUUGAGACCAAAAUCAAUUUUGAAGAGAAACUUAUAUAGCCAGCUUCUGAAUCGUAUAAUUUGUUAGAAGUCCCACAUUGGCUAGAAAUAGAGCCAAGAUAAGCUUUAUAAGGGUAGUGCAAACCUCAACUCUUAAGCUAGCUUUUGUGGUUGAGUAUAGGUCUUCCAAUUUCUAAUAUGGUAUCAGAGUCUAUCCUAGAUCCAUUUGUUGUGGAGACCACCCAUAUUUGGGCCACCCGUUGUUGAUCCCACGUUUCAGUCUGGUCCCACAUUGGCUAGAGAUAGAGCCAAGAUAAGCUUUAUAAGGGUAUUGCAAACCUCAACUCUUGAGCUAAAUUUUGUGGUUGAGUAUAGGCCUCCCAAUUUCUAAUAUGGUAUCAGAGUCUAUCCUAUAUCAAUUUGUUGUGGAGACCACCCAUAUUUGGGCCACCCGUUGUUGAUCCCACGUUCCGGUCUGUUCAAUCCAGGUUUCCCAAUUUCUAAUAUAAUUGAUUUCAAAGAAA
Lotus japonicus is the source of this 1364-nucleotide messenger RNA. RefSeq names its product protein SHI RELATED SEQUENCE 3. The coding region runs from base 68 to 703 and encodes 211 amino acids. Gene Ontology annotation, cellular component: nucleus. The record is from RefSeq and is a predicted model, not a curated record. The transcript has 2 exons. Gene Ontology annotation, molecular function: DNA-binding transcription factor activity; DNA binding. Lineage: Eukaryota; Viridiplantae; Streptophyta; Magnoliopsida; Fabales; Fabaceae. Gene Ontology annotation, biological process: positive regulation of DNA-templated transcription.